Messenger RNA from Rubroshorea leprosula, 1213 nucleotides. The record is from the annotation of a GenBank genome assembly. Lineage: Eukaryota; Viridiplantae; Streptophyta; Magnoliopsida; Malvales; Dipterocarpaceae.
GGUAAAUGCUAAUUUGCAUCUUCGGUAUGUCUGUAGGUGUUAAUGCGCCCAUUUUUCAGACUAUAUUCACUUAUAUGAGUUUGGCUCUGGUUUAUGGAAGCAUCGUGCUGUGUAGGCGUCAAAAGCUAAGGCUCGCUUGGUAUUGGUAUCUCUUCUUGGGCUUUGUUGAUGUCCAAGGGAAUUAUCUUGUUAAUGAAGCAUACCAGUUCUCAUCAAUUACGAGUGUCACGCUGCUGGACUGCUGGACAAUAGCAUGGGCAAUUGGUCUAACAUAUUUCUUCAUAGGCACCCGAUAUUCAUGGUGGCAGUUAGGGGGCGCAGUCCUCUGUGUGCUGGGCCUUGGGUUGGUGCUCCUUUCUGAUUCUGGAGUGGGUGGUGGAGGUGGUUCGAGGCCUCUUCUGGGUGACAUACUUGUCAUUGCUGGGACGAUAUUCUUUGCCAUGAGCAAUGUUGGUGAGGAAUUUUGCGUUAAGAAAAAGGAUCAAGUAGAAGUGGUCUCCAUGAUAGGGCUUUAUGGAAUGCUAGUCAGUGCUGUUCAGUUAUCAAUAUUAGAGCUGAAGAGUGUGGAAUCGAUCACAUGGUCUACAGAUAUUAUAUUAUCUUUGGUUGGAUAUACUGUUUCAAGUUUUAUGUUCUACACCAUCACGCCCUUUGUCCUCAAGUUGAGUGGAGCAACACUGUUUAAUCUCUCGUUGCUCACAUCUGAUAUGUGGGCAGUUGUCUUUCGCAUCUAUUUCUACCAUCAGCAGGUUGACUGGUUAUAUUUUCUUGCUUUUGCGCUUGUAGUCAUUGGACUCAUCAUUUAUUCAACUACUGCAAAGGAUCUUGACAUAUCACCAGCUCCUGAGAGUGGGAACCAAAAUGCACAAUACCAACCACUUAAUGAUGAGAAUGCAAUGAAUACAGAUGAAUCUUAGCUUUGUGAUGUUGGAGUUUAUGCCUCAAUAACCUCUGUAAACUUCAAACCUGCACUACCAACUUAAUGUUAGUAGCUCCUCCUUAAAGAAGCUGGUGUAAAUUAAUAUUCCUCUAGAGGGCAAAGGAUUGGUGUCGUUUUUCCUCUUCCAAUCUAUUAGAAUGAAGAUGGGGUGUUUUUGUACCCUGAACAUUAGCAGCCAAGAGGAGCUGCACUUGGGAAUGAUAUUUAGGCAUAUUGAUUAUUAAGAGUAUAUCAAAAUUCCAUUUAUCUUUUGAAUAUAUGUGAAUCUUGGCU